AUGGUUUCUCAACCGAUCUUAUUAGCUCUAUUUCUAGUCCUCUUUGUUUUCCUUCUCAAACUUUUUUUGUCUAAAAAAUACAACAAACCAAAGGAGUAUAAUGUACCUUACCCUCCAAGUCCACCAGCAAUACCAAUAAUUGGCCAUCUUCAUCUCCUCAAACCACUCCUUCACCAUGCCUUCCGCGACCUCUCCGAUCGAUAUGGCCCUGUUAUAUCCCUUCGACUUGGCUCCGCUCGGUUCAUCGUUGUUAACACUCCAUCGCUCGCUAAAGAGAUCCUCAAAACAAAUGAGCUCGUUUAUUCUUCUCGAAAAAUGAACAUUGUCAUCAACACUGUUGUCUAUGAUAAUGCUACUUUUGCUUUUGCCCCUUAUGGGACAUAUUGGAAAUUCAUUAAAAAGCUAAGCACUUUUGAGCUAUUAGGAAAUCAAACCCUAGGACAGUUUUUACCAAUUAGAACCCGAGAACUCCACGAGUUCAUUCGCACUUUGGCGAAUAAAUCAAAAUUUGAAGAUAGCUUGAAUCUCACGCAAGCUUUGAUGACACUUUCUAACAACAUAAUAUCGCGAAUGAUGUUGAGCAUUGAGACCUCGGGGACAGACAGUCAGGCCGAACAAGCUAGGGUUUUGGUUCGCGAGGUGACACUGUCUUUCGGGGAAUUUAACAUUUCAGAUUUUAUAGGAUUUUGCAAAAACUUCGACUUGCAAGGUCUCAAAAAGAAGGCUUUGGAUUUACAUAAGAGGUAUGAUGCUUUUUUGGAAAAAAUCAUAUGUGAUCGCGAAGAGUCGAGAAAGAAAUUCAAGGUUGAGGGUGAAUCAUGUGUUAAUGAAGAAGAAAAAGUGAAGGAUUUUCUUGAUAUUUUGCUUGAUGUUUCUGAGGCAAAAGAUUGUGAAGUUGACUUUACUAGAAACCAUAUUAAAUCAUUGAUCUUGGAUUACUUCACAGCAGCUACAGAUACUACUGCUAUAUCAUUAGAAUGGGCAAUAGCAGAAUUGUACAACAAUCCAAUGGUGCUAAAGAAAAUGCAAGAGGAGGUGGACAUGGUAGUAGGGAAGGAAAGACUAGUGUGUGAAGCAGACAUUUCAAAUCUUCCAUAUACAAAUGCUGUAAUAAAAGAAACAAUGAGGCUUCACCCGCCGCUACCGAUGAUUGCUAGAAAAGGAGUAGAAGAUUGUGUGGUUGAUGGAAACAUGAUUCCAAAAGGAUCAAUAGUUUGCGUAAACGUUUGGGCUAUGGGAAGAGACGAAAAGAUAUGGGAAAAUCCAUUAGAGUUUAGGCCAGAGAGAUUCAUAGAAAGUGAUAUAGAUGUGAAAGGACAUAACUUUGAGUUGUUGCCAUUUGGUUCUGGAAGGAGGGCUUGCCCUGGUAUGCCUUUGGCCAUGCGUGAAUUGCCAACUGUGAUGGGAGCUUUGGUGCAAUGCUUUGAGUGGAAGAUGACUGAUUCUGAGAGUAAAAUCUUAGGUUAUGGAAAAAAGAUUGAUAUGGAUGAACGGCCAGGAUUGACUGCUCCUAGGGCUAAUGAUCUUUUCGGCAUUCCAGUUGCAAGGUUGAAUCCCAUUCCUUUUCUUCAAGUGUAG
Vicia faba (fava bean) is the source of this 1578-nucleotide messenger RNA. The record is from the annotation of a GenBank genome assembly. Lineage: Eukaryota; Viridiplantae; Streptophyta; Magnoliopsida; Fabales; Fabaceae.